UGUAGAUAUAGUUAAUUUGGAGAAUUGUUUGUUGCUCUGUUAAAUUUUUGUUAAAAAAUGCUAUAAAAAGUGUAAAAUAAUUAUUAAAACCUAACGAAAUGGCUACACAAAAACCAGGCGAAUGGGCCAAUUCAUUAUUGGCCCGUUUCGAAGAUCAGCUUCCUAACAAAACAACCGGACCCCAUGGCACCCAGGCUAGAAUGAGCCAAGACCAAUUGGUGGGAUGUCUUAUACACAUUUCACGUUAUCGUUUUUCGUUGGUAAUAUCCGGUCUUACCAAAAUGCUACAAAGAGUCAAUGAAGCCGCUAUCCAAAAUCGUCACGAAACCGAUCGUUGUUAUUUUGAAUCUCUGAUCAUUAUUUUAACCACCCUCGAACGUUGUCUGACCAAUCAGACCAAGGAUACGGCUCGUUUUGAAGAAGCCAUGAAUGUUAAACUUUUGCUACGUGAAAUUACCCAAUUUAUUGAUGUCCAAAGUGAUAAUAAUCCUCAUGCCGCCCAAUUGAAAAUUUUAGCUUCAAAAGUCCUAUUUGCUCUCUCACAAAAUCAUUUUUCCGCUGUUUUUAAUCGUAUAUCGGCUAGAAUACAAGAGUUGGCCGCUUGUUCAGAUGAGAAUCCCGAUUAUUCGGAUAUUGAAUUGAUACAACAUAUUGAUAUGGAUAUGAUCAAGUUGACGAAAUUAUUGCAGGAAACUAUAACGAAAUUUCGCUCGAAAAAAGCUCCACCCUUAAUUCUAUUAAAUUCAAUUGAAAAAGCCAUAUGGAAUUGGAUAGAAUAUCAUCCGCAAGAGUUUCAGGAUUUGCAAAGAGGCAUGAAUCGUGACAUAUCAACCUGCUGGGAGCCUUUACUGGACUUUGUGGAGGCUUAUAAAGCUGAAAAUAAAAAGAGCAAAACUACAGUAUGGCCUUUGCAAAUGUUGUUGCUGAUUUUGAAUCCUGCCUGUUUGGAAGCCACCGUCAAUGAACUGCAGCAGGGCGAAAAGGAAAAAGACAAGGCCACCUCAAAGGCUCAAACGCGUGACAAGGAUUUUUCGGCCAAACAAUUUAUCGAGAGUGUUAAGAGAGGGCUGGGGCCACAUUCACCUUCUAAACUUGUUACCGAAUCGGCCGCCAUAGCCUGUGUGAAAUUAUGCAAGGCAGCUACUUACGUGAAUAUCAACGACUCCAAUAAUGUGAUUUUCAAAUUGGUCCAAUACAUAAUCAACGAUAUCAAAGCUUUACUAUUUAAUCCGGUGAAACCAUUUUCCCGGGGACAAGGUUAUAACUUUGCCGAUAUAGAACUAAUGAUUGACUGUUGGGUAUCAUGUUUUCGCAUAAAUCCCCACAAUAUAGAGGCUUUAAAGGUCUGUUUGAAUCUCAAUUCACCGCAAGCCUAUCAUUUUGUUAUAGUGUGUUCCUUAUUACGGCUGGCCCAUAUUUAUGUAGAUUUUCGUUUGCAAAGUAAAAACCCGUUUCGUAUUGUAAAUCAGCCCCGUUUACCAUGGUGGCCUCAAACCGAUGUGGUACACUAUCGUUCGGCGGAAUUGCGAGCCCUAUUUACGGAUACUUUAAAUAAAGCCACCCAGGGUUAUAUAGCCCAUACGCCCUUAAGAAUGAUUACCUCGCUGACCCUAAAAACCAAGGAUACACAAAAAGGUUUAGCUAGAUCCGAAGAAGGUCCUGCCCAUAAAAUGUUACUUUUGCUGUUAGUACGUUUAAUACAUGCAGAUCCCACUUUAUUGCUUAAUACCCAGGGCAAGGUGGCCCAUGAGGUACAAAGUUCUACAUUGGAGUUGAUAAAUGGUCUAGUUAGUUUGGUGCAUCAACCGUCCAUGCCGGAUGUGGCCCAAGAAGCUAUGGAGGCCUUAUUGGCUUUACAUGCUCCCGAAAAAAUAGAAGUUUGGAAUCCCGAGGCUCCUAUCAACACAUUUUGGGAUGUUAGUUCUCAGGUUUUGUUUUCGAUAUCGCAAAAAUUAAUACAACAUCAGAUAGCCAACUAUACGGAUGUUUUAAAAUGGCUGCGAGAGAUUUUGAUAUGCCGCAAUACUUUUCUGCAGCGUCAUAAGGACUACGCCCAUAUGGGCAGUCAUAUAGCCAUUUGUAAACAGGCUCACAUUAAAUUGGAAGUUGUAUUCUUUAUGUAUUUAUGGUCUGUGGAUUUGGAUGCUGUUCUGACUUCUUUAUCAUGUUUUGGUUUGCUGUGUGAAGAGGCAGAGAUUUGUUGUGGAUCGGAUGAGUUAACGGUAUCGAUGUUGGUGCCUAAUUAUAUGAUCUAUCAGGAAUUGGCGCAAUUAUCAUCGGCUGCCACCGAUUCUCGUAUUUGUUUCUAUGAUACCAGUCAUAGCAACGUUUUAAAUCGUUUGCAUUUACAAAAACGCAUCAUGCAACUCUUACGCAAAAUCGAGCAUUGUAUAGAUGGUGUACAGCCCGCCUGGGAAGAAACUUUUAGAAAUUGGGAAAUAAUGAGUAAAAUGUUGCAAACUUAUCCCAAAUGCAAGACCGAAGAUGGUCAAGCUGAACUGUUCCACCGCGGCAUAGGCAAGCGACGAGCCAGUCAUCAAUCUUCGGAACAUGAUAUUGAGGAACAAAUUACCGAAUGGGCAAAUAUGACUUGGUUUCUAUUGGCUUUGGGUGGUGUUUGUUUGAUUAAAAGACGCCAGCAAAUAGUAGUGGCGGCUCAGGCCACUACACACACCUCCCAUAGUCUAUCCAAUCAUGGACCAUUUCAUCAAUAUUCUCAAAGUUUUGGCUCAUUUCAACAGCCGCUACCGGCUGCUCAUAUACAUCCUAUAAAUCAGGGUUCUAUUAGUUCAUUGGCACAAAACUCGCUACAUUCACUAUCGAGUUCUUCCAGUUCGGGUAGAGGUUCAUUAAAUCCAAAUUCGGUAUCAUUGACUGCUAUACCACAGGGACCACAACAGGAGGUGCAAUAUUGUCCGGUGACACAAUUUAUUGGCCAACUUUUAAGAUUAUUGGUUUGCAGCAAUGAGAAAAUCGGUUUGAAUAUUCAAAAGAAUGUUAAAGAACUUGUUGGAGAAGAAAUGUCCACCUAUCUAUAUCCCAUACUCUUCGAUCAAAUACGUGCUAUAGUAGAGAAAUUCUUUGAUCAACAUGGCCAGGUUAAUGUUACCGAUAUUAACACCCAAUUUAUCGAACAUAUUAUCUAUAUAAUGAAAUCGAUUUUGGAUCCUAAACCUAAUAAAGACCCCAAUAAUGAACAACCCUCAACAGCGGAAAAUUUGGGUGUAACCAGCAUUGAAUGCAUGAUGUUGGGCAUAGUGCGUUAUGUUCGCCAUCUGGACAUGACUUUCUAUGCUAUACGUAUUAAGACCAAAUUGUGUCAACUGGUGGAGGUUAUGAUGAAACGUAGAGAUGAUUUGGCUUUUAGACAAGAAAUGAAAUUUCGCAAUAAAUUGGUGGAAUAUUUAUCGGAUUGGGUUAUGGGUACUUCACAUCAAAUAGCACCACCUAGUUCCACAGAUCCCGCUUUGAUAACCAAUACCUCGGUUAUUUUUAGAGAUUUAGAUCAGGCUUGCAUGGAGGCUGUGGCUGCUUUAUUAAGAGGUUUGCCUUUGCAACCCGAGGAAUCAGAUCGUGGUGAUUUAAUGGAUGCCAAAAGUGCUCUGUUUCUUAAAUAUUUUACUUUGUUUAUGAAUCUAUUGAACGAUUGUAUUGAUAGUUCGGAAGCCGAGAAGGAACUAAACAAUCCCCCUUUAUUGCCUCCCCGACCACGUUUAGCUGCCGGCAAAUUAACCGCUUUACGCAAUGCCACCAUACAAGCCAUGUCCAAUCUAUUGGGAGCCAAUAUAGAUUCAGGUCUCAUGCAUUCCAUUGACUUGGGCUACAAUCCCGAUUUACAGACUAGAGCAGCUUUCAUGGAAGUUUUGACACAAAUUCUGCAACAAGGCACAGAAUUUGACACAUUAGCUGAGACUGUAUUGGCUGAUCGUUUUGAACAGUUGGUACAACUUGUUACCAUGAUUAGUGACAAGGGAGAAUUACCCAUAGCCAUGGCUUUGGCUAAUGUAGUGACCACUUCCCAAAUGGAUGAAUUGGCCCGUGUUUUAGUUACUUUAUUUGAUGCCAAACAUUUAUUAUCUCCUUUAUUAUGGAAUAUGUUCUACCGCGAAGUGGAGGUGUCCGAUUGUAUGCAGACUCUAUUCCGUGGCAAUUCUUUGGGCAGUAAAAUCAUGGCUUUUUGUUUUAAAAUCUAUGGUUCAGCCUAUUUGCAGCUGCUGCUGGAACCCUUAAUAAGACCUUUAUUAGAUAAUCCUAAUACUUGUUUUGAAGUUGAUCCCGCCAGUUCUCAUUUCAGACUAGAUCCGGGGGAUGAAUUAGAUGUUAAUCGCUGUAAUCUGAUAGCUUUAACAAAAAAGGUUUUCGAUGCCAUUAUCAAUUCGGCAGAUCGUUUUCCACCUCAACUGCGUUCCAUGUGUCACUGUUUGUAUCAGGUGUUAAGUAAACGUUUUCCCAAUUUAUUGCAGAAUAAUAUAGGAGCUGUAGGCACGGUAAUAUUUUUAAGAUUUAUUAACCCGGCCAUUGUCUCUCCCCAGGAAUUGGGCAUUGUGGGCAAACAAGUACCCAGUUCGGUUAAGCGUGGCUUGAUGUUAAUGUCUAAAAUUUUACAAAACAUUGCCAAUCAUGUAGAGUUUUCCAAAGAACAGCAUAUGUUGUGUUUCAAUGACUUCUUAAGGGAACAUUUUGAGGCGGGUCGCCGUUUCUUCAUACAAAUUGCUUCGGAUUGUGAAACUGUGGAUCAAACCUCGCAUAGCAUGAGUUUUAUAUCGGAUGCCAAUGUUUUGGCUUUGCAUCGUUUGUUGUGGACACAUCAGGAAAAGAUAGGUGACUAUUUAUCCAGCAGUCGUGAUCACAAGGCUGUCGGUAGAAGACCUUUUGAUAAAAUGGCCACUUUAUUGGCUUAUUUGGGACCACCUGAGCACAAACCCGUGGAUUCUCACAUGAUGUUUUCCUCUUAUCCACGUUGGAGUUCCAUUGACAUGUCUUCAACCAACUUCGAAGAAAUCAUGGUUAAACAUCAAAUGCACGAAAAGGAAGAGUUUAAAGCCUUGAAAGCCAUGAAUAUAUUCUAUCAAGCCGGCACUAGCAAAUCAGGACAUCCGGUAUUUUAUUACAUUGCCAGACGUUAUAAAAUUGGUGAAACAAAUGGUGAUCUUUUGAUUUAUCAUGUGAUUUUGACGUUGAAACCAUUUUGUCAUUCCACCUUUGAGGUUGUCAUAGAUUUUACUCAUGUCAACUCGGACAAUAGAUUCCGUACAGAGUUCCUACAGAAGUGGUUUUAUGUAUUACCCGCCGUGGCCUAUGAAAAUGUACAUGCGGUUUACAUUUACAAUUGCAACUCUUGGGUUAGGGAAUAUACCAAGUUUCAUGAUCGCAUAUUGGCGCCUUUAAAGGGCAAUCGUAAAUUAAUGUUUUUGGAUUCACCCAAUAAACUCAACGACUACAUCGAAUCGGAUCAACAAAAACUACCAGGUGCUACUCUUUCUUUGGAUGAGGAUUUGAAAGUGUUCAGCAAUGCUUUGAAGCUAAGCCACAAAGACACCAAAGUGGCCAUUAAAGUGGGUCCCACAGCUUUACAAAUUACCUCCGCGGAAAAAACUAAAGUUUUGGCCCAUUCUGUAUUGCUAAACGAUGUGUACUAUGCCUCCGAAAUAGAGGAAGUUUGUUUGGUAGAUGAUAACCAGUUUACACUAUCCAUAGCAAAUGAAAGUGGUCAAUUAAGUUUCAUACACAACGAUUGCGAUAAUAUUGUCCAAGCUAUUAUACAUAUCCGAAAUCGCUGGGAGUUAAGUCAACCGGAUUCGGUGACAGUGCAUCAGAAAAUUAGACCCAAGGAUGUACCGGGCACUUUACUAAAUCAGGCUUUGUUAAAUUUGGGUUCAGCAGAUCCCAACUUGCGUACCGCUGCCUAUAAUCUUCUCUGCGCUUUAACCGCCACAUUUGAUUUGAAAAUUGAAGGCCAGUUGCUGGAGACUCAGGGUUUGUGUAUACCCUCCAACAAUACCAUUUUCAUUAAAUCGGUUAGCGAAAAAUUGGCCACCAAUGAGCCUCAUUUGACUUUAGAAUUUCUAGAGGAAUGUAUACAGGGCUUCCAACGCAGUACCAUCGAAUUGAAACAUUUGUGCUUGGAGUAUAUGACUCCUUGGUUAAAGAAUCUGGUGAAAUUCUGUAAAUCCAAUGAUGAUGCCAAAAAAUUGAAAGUAUCUCAAAUACUGGAUAAACUUAUAUGUCUAACCAUCGAACAAAAAGAAAUGUAUCCCUCCGUUCAGGCUAAGAUUUGGGGUUCCGUGGGCCAAAUACCGGAACUUAUUGACAUGGUAUUGGACAAUUUCCUGCAUAAGUCCCUAAUAUACGGCUUGGGUUCACCUCAAGUGGAAAUAAUGGCCGAUACAGCAGUGGCUUUGGCCUCGGCCAAUGUCCAGUUGGUGUCCAAAAAAGUUAUAACGCGCAUGUGCCGCGUUAUGGACAAGACCUGUACCAAUCCUACUCCCUUCCUAGAGCAACAUGUCAUGUGGGAUGAUAUCGCCAUCUUGGGUCGCUAUUUACUUAUGUUGUCCUUUAACAAUUGUCUAGAUGUGGCCACCCAUUUGCCGUAUCUCUUCCAUACCAUCACGUUUCUGGUUUGCUCGGGUUCUUUGUCCAUGCGCGCCUCAACUCAUGGUCUAGUCAUUAAUAUCAUACACUCCCUAUGUACCUGUACGAAACCCAUCUUCUCCGAAGAAGCUCAAAGAGUGUUGCGUUUGUCACUGGAUGAAUUCUCCCUGCCCAAAUUUUACUUACUCUUUGGUAUUAGCAAGGUUAAGUCGGCUGCCGUUACAGCUUUCCGUUCCAGUUGUCGCCAUCCCCCCGAUAAGUGGUUGGGCAAUGAGAGAGUGUCGCAAACAUUGCCCGCCGAUAGAGAGCGUUUAUCUUUGCCCUCCUUGGAAGUUAUAACCGAUGCUCUUCUGGAAAUAAUGGAGUCCUGUAUGCGUGAUGUACCCGAUUGCCAGUGGUUGCAGACAUGGAACUCAUUGGCCCGUAGCUUUGCUUUCUGUUAUAAUCCUGCUUUACAGCCGAGAGCUUUGAUAGUGUUUGGCUGCAUUAGCAAGAGUGUUACGGAUCAGGAAGUCAAGCAGUUGUUAAGGAUUCUGGUAAAGGCAGUGGAAUCCUUUAAUGAUAUCACUCUUAUAGAGGCAAUUGUCAUGUGUUUGACACGCAUACAGCCGCUGUUGAGACCGGAAUCUCCCAUACAUCGCAAUCUGUUUUGGGUGGCCAUUUCCGUUUUACAAUUAGAUGAGGGCAACUUAUAUGGAGCUGGUUUGGCAUUGCUGGAACAAAAUUUACAUACCCUUAAAUCUCAGGGUUGCUUUGAUAAUGCCAACAUUGCAGACGUCAUGAUGUGUACACGCGAGAAACUAGAAUGGCAUUUUAAACAACUGGAUCAUGCGGUGGGUCUCUCAUUUCGCAGUAAUUUCCAUUUUGCUCUUGUGGGACAUUUAAUAAAGGGAUUUAGACAUUCUACUCCAACCACCGUAUCACGCACUUCCCGUAUAUUGACCAUGCUAUUAGGCAUUAUAGCCAAACCUUUACGAAGAGAUAAAUUUGAAGUAACACCCGAUAGUGUAGCCUAUUUGACCGCCCUGGUGGCCGUCUCAGAAGAAGUAAGAUCACGUUGUCAUGUCAAACAUGCCUUACCCAGAUGGCCAGUCGAAUUGAAUACCACCUUGGAGAAUGGCGAGGCAGCAGCUAAUGGCACACAUAAUCAAUUUGGCAUGGCUUUAUCACGUCGUCAAAAAUCUUGGGAUAUUUUAGAUCAAUCCGCUUUAAAUUUCGCGCGUCAUCAUAAAGUACCUGUACAACCGAAUGCCCGAGUUUUAUUUAAAACUCAGCGCUCCUUUUCGGUACCCACCACCAAAGAUCCGAAUAACGCUAGUGGAAUCGAAGAACGUCAGGAACGCGGCUCACGUACCUCUGUAUCCAAUGAAUCGAAUGUUCUAUUGGAUCCUGAAGUUUUACCUGAUUUGUCAAUACAGGCUUUGGUUUUAACCGUAUUGGCAACAUUAGUUAAAUAUACCUCCGAUGAAAAUGAAACACGUGUAUUAUAUCAAUAUUUAGCCGAAGGAUCUGUGGUAUUUCCCAAGGUGUUUCCAGUAAUACACUCUUUAUUGGAUCAAAAAAUCAACAAUAUACUAUCCGUGUCUCAUGAUCAAGUUGUCUUGAACUCAGUACAAAAUAUUAUCCAAAAUAUGUUGGCCAGUGAAGAUCCCUCACAGCAGCAAUUGCAUUUUCUACAAAGUUGUGGUUUUGGUGGUUUGUGGCGUUUUGCAGGACCGUUUACCAAAUACAAUGUUAUGGGUGAAUCUUCGGAACUAUUUGUCAACUGUCUGGAGGCCAUGGUAGAGACUUGUCUGCCCGGCGAUGAACAACAGGCACCCAUUGUUCCUUUGGUGCGUCCCUAUAACUUAAGCUCCAGCUUAAGCAGUUUGACGCUGGGUUCUCCCACGGAUAAAGCUUUCUCAUCGGAAUCAUUAGAUCAUGAAUUCGGCGGCAGUGUAAGCUCUCUCCGUCGUGCAUCACACAGUAAAGCACGCGCCAAGCACCGUCUCACCGAAAGUCCAUCACAUAACAAUUAACAAUGAGUCCAGCAAUUAGACUUAGACAUAAUUAUUUAUUAACCAAACAGAAAAAAAAUUUAAAAAGAAAAUAUCAUGAUCAUCAUUACCAUCAUUAUUAAUUAAUAUUUACAAUUAAUUAUUAGCAUUAUGGCAUAUAUUAGUAAUUAACAAAAAAAAAACAACUAAAAAUAUAUACUUAAUCCCAUCAUCUAAUAACAACACACUAUGCUUCAAUGUCCAAAAAAUGCUUUUAAACACAUUUUUUAUUAUUUUUGCUUCUAAACAGAGAUUAAAAGCUGUUAAAAAUUAGAGAUUCUUCAGUAUCGAAUUUAAUAGUCAUUGAAAGAAAGCUGAUCUGAACCCCAGGGGUCAUCAGACCAUCAUUUGCAAAGCACUAAUCUAGAGUUUUAAAAGUUUUCAAUGUUAAAUAUAGGUUGAUAAAAGUGAAGAAAGUUAUAAUACAACCCCCAAGGGGAUCCACAUUUUAAAAACUUAUUCAUAAACUUUUAUCAAAGGUUUAUAAAUCAAAUUUUCAUACAAAAUUUGUUCUACGUCCCUACGUUAGUCCAAUUUAUUUACUUGAAAUCACCUGUUAUAAUACAACCCCCAAGGGGAACCACCUUAUAAAAACUUAUUCAUAAACUUUUAUCAAAGGUUUAUAAAUCAAAUUUUCAUACACAAUUUGUUCUAUAAACCUUUGAUAAAUGUUUAUGAAUAAGGCAGUAAAAGUUUAAUUCAGUGUAAUAAAAAUAUUAAAAUUGUAUGAUCAUGUAGAGAUUCAAUUAUAUAUACACUAGAAAGCUGCUUUGAACCCAAGGGGUUCACAGACCAUCUUUAAUCUUGAGUUUUAAAAACACUGAAAGUUGUUGAGAAUGGAGUUUGUUUUAUUCAAUUUCCCCAAACCAUUUUAAAAACUCUGAAAGUUGUAUUCAGUGUAAUGAAAUUUUUUAAAUUGCAAGAUCAUGUAUUUCCAUCGACUCACUUUAAUCCUCUUUUGAACCCCAGAGGUCCGUAGAUCAACAUUUGAAAACCAUUAAUCCAGAAUUUUAAACUAUUUAAGUUGAAUUCAGGCUAAGGACCCAGUGAUAAUAUAGACCGCUAGAGGUCUACUGACCAUCUUUUGAAAAGCUUUGGGUUAGAGUUUUAAAAGCUCUGAAAGUUGUAGUCAGUUUUUUCCUUCGCAUUUUCGGGUACUUUUUUAAAUUGUAGGAUCAUUCAUUUCCAUCGACUUACUUUAAUGCUGUUUUGAACCCCAGAGGUCCGUAGAUCAACAUUUCAAAACCAUUAAUCCAGAAUUUUGAACUAUUUAAGUUGAAUUCAGGCUAAGGACACAGUUAUAAUACAGAGUCCUAGGGGUCUACUGACCAUCUUUUGAAAAGCUUUGGCUUAGAGUUUUAAAAGCUCUAAAAGUUAUAGUCAGUUUUUUCCUUUACUGGAAUGCAGCUAUAACCCCUAGGGGUCCACAGACCACCAGUUGGAAAUCAUUGGUUUUAGAAAUGUAAACGUUUAAUUCAAGUUACGUAUUGAAUUCAACGAUCUUCGUAUGUGAGUUCAAAAUAGCUAUCCGAAGGCCCCUGUUAUACCACAGACUUACCCCUAGAGAUCUACUGACCAUCUUUUGAAAUGCUUUGGCAUAGAGUUUUAAAAGCUCUUAAAGUUGUAGUCAGUUUUUUCCUUCUACCUUUUCGGGCACUCACUGGAAUGCAACUAUAACCCCCAGGGGUCCAUAGACCACCAUUUGAAAAUCAUUGGUUUUAGAACUGUAAAAGUUUAAUUCAAGCCAAUGAAAAUGAAUAUAGAUAGUAUUGAAUUCAACGAUCUUCGUAUGUGAGUUCAAAAUAGCUAUCCGAAGGCCCUGUUAUACCACAGACUUACCCCUAGAGGUCUACUGAUCAUCUUUUGAAAAGCUUUGGCUUAGAGUGUUAAAAGCUCUGAAAGUUGUAGUCAGAUUCUUCCUUCGACAUUUUCGGGCACUUACUGCAAUGCAACUAUAACCCCCAGGGGUCCAUAGACCACCAUUUGGAAAUCAUUGGUUUUAGAACAGUAAAAGUUUAAUUCAAGCCAAUAAAAAUGAAUAUAGAUAGUAUUGAAUUCAACGAUCUUCGUAUGUGAGUUCAAAACAGCUAUCCGAAGGACCCUGUUAUACCACAGACUUAAAUCUAAGAUCAAACUUAGGGUAAAAAAUUAUAUAAAUAUAAGAAUAAGAAAAUCUUUACAGAAAAGAUUCUAGUACAAGUUUUGGGAAGAAUGGAAAAUUUUAAUAAAGAGGCGUUUUUAAAUUCCUUUAAGAAUUGUAUGUCUCCGCUUUAAUCUUUUCAAUCUCUGCCCAACGAAAUAACACAGUUAAUGCAUUUAUUUUUUUUUAUUUCGUUUCAAACAAAUUUCAUUAGUAUUUAAGCUAAAUUAUUAAACUAAUAACGAACAAAUUUACUAAUAAAAUUCUAUAUGUGUCACACACUUAACUACAACACACAACAACAACAACAAAACCCAGUAGAAAAGUUUCUUAAGAAAUGCUUUAAAAAAUUUUUGGUAGAUUUAGUAAAAAUUAUUAAUUAAAAAACUAACAAUUUAAAUAUUUAUAAAAUAAUAAAAUUGCAUGUCAGUUUUUCUUAAAAACAAAAAUUAAUGGCUUUUGUGUAUAAAAAAAUUUCAGAAAAUUAAUAAAUAUAUUAAAAAAAAGUAGUUAUUUGAAAUAAUAUUUAUAUUAAAGAAAAUGCUUUUUAAACACAAUUAUUAAAUAAUAUAAGAAUUUUUAAAAAAUUAUAAUAACGCAAAUAAAUUUUAUU
Lucilia sericata (common green bottle fly) is the source of this 11380-nucleotide messenger RNA. It is a transcript of the gene Nf1, whose product is annotated as neurofibromin. The transcript is spliced from 23 exons. Gene Ontology annotation, biological process: regulation of GTPase activity. The coding region runs from base 99 to 8609 and encodes 2836 amino acids. Lineage: Eukaryota; Metazoa; Arthropoda; Insecta; Diptera; Calliphoridae. The record is from RefSeq and is a predicted model, not a curated record.